AUGUUCUCCAGACAAGCCGCUCGUCCUGCUCGCCUUUUCGUCGCUCGUAACUAUGCAACCAAGUCGCCCAAUGAUGUUGUCAUUGCUAGCGCUGUUCGUACCCCUGUCGGCUGCUUCAACGGUAGCUUGAAGUCCUUGUCAGCUCCCAACCUUGGUGCCAUUGCUGCUCGUGGAGCCAUUGAGCGUGCUGGCUUAAAGCCCGAGCAAAUUGAGGAGGCUUACAUUGGCAAUGUUCUUCAGGGCAAUCUCGGCCAAGCACCUGCACGUCAAGUCGUGCUUGAAGCGGGUUGCCCUGAAAGCACUGAAGCUACCACCAUCAACAAGGUCUGCUCCUCCGGUAUGAAGGCUGUCAUGAUGGCUGCUCAAUCUAUCAAGCUUGGUGAUCGUGAUGUCAUGUUGGCUGGUGGUAUGGAAAGCAUGUCCAACGCUCCCUACUACUCCAAGCGUAACCUUCUCUUUGGUCAUCAACAACUCUCUGAUGCUAUCAUCAAGGAUGGUUUGUGGGAUGUCUACAACCAGAUUCACAUGGUAACCAUUAUAUUGACUCAAAAUACCGCCAAGGUCCAAAACAUUAGUCGUGAGGAGCAGGAUGCUCACGCUUUGGAAUCUUAUCGUCGUGCUGCCAAGGCUUGGGAGAAUGGUGUCUUUGACAAUGAAAUUGUUCCCGUUUCCAUCAAGUCCAAGAAGGGUGAAGUGAUUGUCAAGGAGGAUGAGGAAUACAAGAACGUAAAGUAUGAAAAGAUCCCCACUUUGCGCCCUGUUUUCCAAAAGGAUGGUACUGUUACUGCUGCUAAUGCCAGCACCAUCAACGACGGUGCCUCUGCUUUGGUGCUCAUGAGCCGUCAAAAGGCCGAGGAAUUGGGUGUCAAGCCUUUGGCUCGUAUCCUUGCCUAUGCUGAUGCCGCCACUGCUCCUAUUGAUUUCACUAUCGCUCCCAGCAUGGCCCUUCCUAUUGCUUUGAAGAAGGCUGGUGUUGACAUCAAGGAUAUCAGCUUGUUUGAAUUGAACGAAGCUUUCAGCGUUGUCGCUAAGGCCAACGAGAAGAUUCUUGGUCUUGACCCCGCCAAGGUUAACGUUGCUGGUGGUGCUGUUGCAUUGGGCCAUCCUAUUGGCUCCUCUGGCUCUCGUAUCAUUGUCACUCUUACUCACUUGCUCAAGUCUGGUGAGCUUGGUGCUGCUGGUGUCUGCAAUGGUGGUGGUGCUGCCAGUGCAAUCGUCAUCCAGAGAGAAUAA
This is a messenger RNA of Lichtheimia ornata, 1233 nucleotides long. RefSeq lists its product as uncharacterized. Lineage: Eukaryota; Fungi; Mucoromycota; Mucoromycetes; Mucorales; Lichtheimiaceae. The record is from RefSeq and is a predicted model, not a curated record. Bases 1 to 1233 code for a protein of 410 amino acids. Gene Ontology annotation, biological process: fatty acid beta-oxidation. The transcript has 12 exons. Gene Ontology annotation, molecular function: acetyl-CoA C-acetyltransferase activity.